Umbelopsis ramanniana AG is the source of this 2363-nucleotide messenger RNA. RefSeq lists its product as uncharacterized. The record is from RefSeq and is a predicted model, not a curated record. Gene Ontology annotation, molecular function: protein binding. The transcript is spliced from 4 exons. Gene Ontology annotation, biological process: cytoskeleton organization; cell surface receptor signaling pathway. Gene Ontology annotation, cellular component: cytoplasm. The coding region runs from base 180 to 2282 and encodes 700 amino acids. Lineage: Eukaryota; Fungi; Mucoromycota; Umbelopsidomycetes; Umbelopsidales; Umbelopsidaceae.
CUGCUCUGACCUUAUUAAUUUUCAAGGUUUUGAAAUUCCCAGUACUGUCUGUCACUGAGAAAAAAAGCGUGGUUUUUCUGACGACAUGCAACUAGCCGUCACGUUACAAGCAAACCAACUUUCAACCGCCUUUGAGCUGGCUUAUGCAAGUUACAUUUCUAACCUAAAGUCAAUAACUAAUGUCAGCUCCACCACGAAUAUAUUCUUCAUCCCCACCACGGUUCCCACCUCCACACAGUCUCCAUACAAGUUCAAUACCAUUUUCCACUCUCAACUUUGGCAGUUCCCCACCAUUACAUCGUUUGCCUCCACCAAGCAGUAAUAGCACAACCGCCACCACUAGCGCAUCCGUCCCAACAAAUGCAAUGGAGCCCCUCGUUCCUCCCAAAUUUCCAAAGUAUCUUGAUAGUAGCUCAUAUGCUGAGCUUGUCCAGAGGCAAUACGAACUUCGGCUUGCAGCCUACUCGUCCGACAAACAUCGGGAGUCUGCCGACACAACUCCUAUCUUGGUCAAUUCUGCGGUACGAAAGCCCAAGGUGAAGACUAGUGGCCAGCCUUUCCAUUUGUCGCUUGACAAUGCUGAUAAAUUGGAAGAUUUGGAUUUGAAACUUCCCACCGCCUGGAAUCCAAAUGAUAAGGGUCACUGUGUGGAAUUGUCAUCAGACAACCGUCGCUUGAAAUAUGUUGGCGUUGGAAAAGACGAUACCGAUGCGGCUUCAGUGCGAGCUAACUUUCCCAUGCGACCCCAGUGCGGCAUUUUUUAUUUCGAAGUCGAAAUUGUAUCUAAAGGAAGAGAUGGUUACAUUGGCAUUGGAUUUUGCUGGCAGUCUAAUCUAUUGAACCGAUUACCUGGCUGGGACGACCAUUCUUGGGGCUACCAUGGCGAUGAUGGACAUUCCUUCUGUAGCUCUGGUAACGGCAAACCCUAUGGACCUAAGUUUGGCACAGGUGACACUAUUGGCUGCGGUGUCAAUUUCCAAGACAUGUCUGCAUUUUACACCAAGAAUGGAGUGGAUCUCGGGACCGCCUUCCAGGGCCUCCAGGGUGCUUCAUUAUACCCAUGCGUCGGAUUCCGAACACCUGGCGAGCAAGUUGAAGUCAACUUUGGUGAAAGGGAAUUCAAGUUUGAUAUUGAACAUUACGUCAAGGAGGCAAAAGGAAAACUACUGGCAGACAUAUCCAAUAUACCUAUCACGGAAUCAGCUAUAUCCAGAGGUGCAGGUGACAGCAUUUCCACCCCUUCCAAAGCCUCAUCCGCCGCACCACCGUCGACACCAGCAGGCACUGCAACACCAGCCAGCACUUCCAAACCAUCCUCACCUGCACCACCCAGGCUAAAUGCUAUAGAUGACAUGGAAAGUAGCAAAAUCCUUCAUGAGGUUGUGCUAUCCUACAUGGUUCAUCAUGGCUUCAGUGAUUCGGCAAAGACAUUUGCCAAGGACAUAACUGAAUCUCGGAGAACCGAUUCGAUGGCGCUUCUGAAGGAUAAUAGUAUGGAUACUGAUCCUGUCGACUUGAUACGGGAUGAACAAGAUAUACAACAAAGACAGGAAAUAAGACAUGCGCUAAUGGCUGGCGAUGUCGACAAAGCCAUUAACCUUUGUGAAGAACAUUACCCCAGCGUAUUGGACGACAAUGACAUGCUCAUGUUCAAGCUUGAAUGUCAUAAAUUUAUAGAACUCAUGCGACAGUAUGCCGAACAACAAGGAUUUCACCCCAAGAAAAAGCUAACCAGCAGUUGCUCCUCCAAUACCAAGAGUGCCAUCGAUACCUAUGUUCCUACUAGGGAAGGGAUGGACCUAGAUGACGUUCCGGUUCAGCAACAACGAGGGUAUAAGCGACGAAGAAGUAUACAUGAAGAAGAGGAUAUAGCUAGCGUCGAUAGCUUGAGCAAUAAUGAGGAAGAUGACGAGGAAGAUGAUGACUCGGACGAAGAAGAUUCGCUAGACGGAUUGUUGGGCACGGCCAUGACUUAUGGGCAACAACUGCAACAGAAUUAUGGCCGAGACGAACGCCCUGAAGUGCAAAGUACUCUGGUCGAGACGUUUUCGUUGAUUGCGUAUCGAGAUCCUUUCCAAAGUCCUGUUGCGCAUGUUCUUGACGACCAGCGACGUGACGAGUUGGUCAACCAGCUUAAUUCUGCUAUCCUAGUGUCACGAAAUCUUCCUGGUAUGCCGCGACUGGAACAUAUGUACAAACAAACGCAAGUGGCGAUUCAAGAACUUUUGUUUGCAGGUAAUGGUAAAGCUGCCAUGAUGGAUUUAUGCAAAGACGUUCUUUGACCCACUAUUAUAAAUAAAAAACGAAAUAUGGAAGCUUCUGUUUUCCUUUGAGUAGGUAGUGUUGAAAAUCCAUAAAAAACC